Messenger RNA from Podospora anserina S mat+, 1032 nucleotides. RefSeq lists its product as uncharacterized. Gene Ontology annotation, molecular function: oxidoreductase activity, acting on paired donors, with oxidation of a pair of donors resulting in the reduction of molecular oxygen to two molecules of water. The coding region runs from base 1 to 1032 and encodes 343 amino acids. The transcript has 2 exons. NCBI's taxonomy places the organism in Eukaryota, Fungi, Ascomycota, Sordariomycetes, Sordariales, Podosporaceae. Gene Ontology annotation, biological process: lipid metabolic process. The record is from RefSeq and is a predicted model, not a curated record.
AUGGCUGUUGGAAAGUCUUCCGGCGUUGCUGCCGAGAAGAACGCCUCUCAAAGAAAGGCUAUCAACGGCGACUCGGCCGUCUCGAGCUACGCUCCCUCCCCCGCCGAUUCUCCCCGUCACUCGGCCUCGUCCACUUCGCUUUCGUCUCUUGCCUCGACUGACGCCCCGGCUCCCAAGAAGAAUUACGGCAAGCUCAUCGACACUUACGGAAACGAGUUCGAGGUCCCCGACUUCACCAUCAAGGAGAUCCGCGAUGCCAUUCCCAAGCACUGCUUCGAGCGGUCCAACGUCCGCAGCUUCAGCUAUGUCGCCCGUGACAUUGCUCUUUUGGCCACCACCUUCUACCUCUGGCACAACUUUGUGACCCCCGAGUACGUCCCCAACAAGGCUGCCCGCGUGGUCCUCUGGGGUGUCUACACUUUCCUCCAGGGUCUCUUCGGUACCGGCAUCUGGGUCCUUGCCCACGAGUGCGGCCACGGUGCCUUCUCCGCUUCCAAGACUGUCUGCAACGUGACCGGCUGGUUCCUUCACUCUGCUCUCUUGGUCCCCUACUACAGCUGGCAGCUGAGCCACAGCAAGCACCACAAGGCCACCGGCAACAUGGAGCGCGACAUGGUUUUCCUUCCCCGCACCCGCGAGCAGCAGGCCACCCGCCUCGGCAAGAUGGUCCAUGAGCUUCAUGAGCUCGCCGAGGAGACUCCCAUCGUUACUUUGAUCCACUUGGUUGGCCAGCAGACCAUCGGCUGGUGGAACUACCUCCUCACCAACGUUACCGGACACAACAACCACGAGAGGCACAGAGAGGGCCGUGGGAAGGGCAAGAAGAACGGUUUCGGCGGCGGGGUCAACCAUUUUGAUCCCCGCAGCCCUCUGUAUGAAAACCGUGAUGCCUGGGCUAUCAUCAUGAGCGACAUUGGUAUUGCCUGCACCAUCUCCAUUCUGGUGUACCUCUGCAAGCAGUUCGGCACCGCCAACAUGUUUGUCUGGUACUUCCUCCCCUACAUGUGGGUCAACCAGAUCCUUCAGCCAUGA